Messenger RNA from Eucalyptus grandis, 968 nucleotides. RefSeq names its product calcyclin-binding protein. Gene Ontology annotation, molecular function: S100 protein binding; ubiquitin protein ligase binding; tubulin binding. The record is from RefSeq and is a predicted model, not a curated record. The transcript is spliced from 5 exons. Lineage: Eukaryota; Viridiplantae; Streptophyta; Magnoliopsida; Myrtales; Myrtaceae. The coding region runs from base 93 to 749 and encodes 218 amino acids.
GUUCUAGCAUCUUCCUCGGACAGAAAUAUCACCUCCCUUCCCCCUUCUCUCUCUCUCUCUCUCUCUCUCUCUGUGCGCGAAGAAGAACGGAAAUGGCGGACGAGUACGCCCUCGACUUGGAGGAGCUGCGGCAGCUCCAGGGCAUUGCCAAGCGUCCUCGCGUCGUGUCUCUCAUCUCCUCGGAGAUUCGCAACUUGGAAAAGUUGUCAAAAGAUGCUGUUAUCGCACAUGCCUCACAGACUCCUGUGCCAAUAUCAACUCAAGCAAGGGAUCCUUCUAACCCAGCUUUGAAUUAUGUCACGCUUGCAUCUUUCAGCUAUGAUCAGGAUAGUGACAAAGUCAAGAUUUAUCUUUCUCUGGAGGGAGCUGAUCAGGAAAAGAUUGAAAGUGAGUUUAAGGCAAUGUCAUUUGACUUGAAGAUCCAUGAUGUUCAAGGGAAGAACUAUCGCUUUACCAUACCCAAACUGAAUAGCAAGAUUGUGCCAGAGAAAUCUAAGGUUAUGGUCAAACCGACAAGAAUAAUUGUGACAUUGUUUAAGGCCUCAAAGGGGAACUGGUUAGAUUUGCAGUUCAAGGAGGACAAGCUAAAGCCUAGUAUUGACAAAGAGAAAGAUCCCAUGGCUGGAAUUAUGGAUUUGAUGAAGAACAUGUACGAGGAAGGAGAUGAUGAAAUGAAGAAGACAAUUGCAAAAGCAUGGACGGAUGCCCGAUCUGGCAAAACAGCCGAUCCUCUGAAGGGAUAUCGUUGAAAUUAAACAUGCCAUUGUUGGGCUGAGAUCAGGUUUCUGUCGAAUUUUGCUUAGUUUUGUGACAGUUUGCUGAGGCCUCAGAGCACUUUUGCAAGAGUCCUCAUGAACUUUUGGUCUUCUAUGUUAUUGUGCAUCUUCUGCCAUCAUCAUGUAUAUCUUCCCUUUAGAUGGAUGGUGAUCAGAGCCAUCCUCAUGAUAGAGUGAUUUAUUUUCGUAACA